Molecule: messenger RNA, 372 nt
Organism: Tricharina praecox
Lineage: Eukaryota; Fungi; Ascomycota; Pezizomycetes; Pezizales; Pyronemataceae
Exons: 3
Coding region: 1-372 (123 amino acids)
Source: RefSeq, a predicted model, not a curated record
AUGGUGGCGAAGGUGGAACUUCACACCGGAGCCCAGCCCCUCCUUGCCGGAUUUCGUGUGGACGAGGCCCGGCAGAAGAACCGCUUCGAGCAGCACUACCACGCGGCCCGGAUCCGCGAGGGGCUUGACCCAGAGGACGACAAGGACAAGCUGUUGUCAAGGGAGCAGGAGAAGGAGGCCGAAAAAUGCGCGGAGGCAACGAGACUUCAUGUGGAGAAGGGGGAGCGUGCGAGGAGGUCCGGGAAGUACGAGCGUCUGGCGUCGGAACGUCAGCUGCUGGCCCAGCAGGAGGCGGAGCGGCGUCGCCGGGAGGCGUGCCGCCUCGAGCGUGAGAAGAUCAUUGCCCAGCAGGAGGCCCGGCGGAUUUUCUAG